Molecule: messenger RNA, 5289 nt
Organism: Paramecium tetraurelia
Lineage: Eukaryota; Ciliophora; Oligohymenophorea; Peniculida; Parameciidae
Exons: 7
Biological process (GO): transmembrane transport; lipid transport
Cellular component (GO): membrane; intracellular membrane-bounded organelle
Molecular function (GO): ATP binding; ATP hydrolysis activity; lipid carrier activity
Source: RefSeq, a predicted model, not a curated record
AUGGGACACUUAUCAGCAUUACUAAGAAAAAACUGGAUAUUAUGGAAAAGAAACUGUUUCUGCUCGAGCUGCGAGUUGAUUUUGCCAUUGUUACUAAUUCUUGCAUUGGGAGGAAUAAGGUCUGCUGUCGAAAAAGAAGACGUUGCAGAGGCUAAUUUUUACGAUCCUAACAAUCUGAAAGAUUGGAAUGGUCCUCCUUUUCUAGUUUAGCUCUAACCUUACAUAGAUGAAUAAAGAAUCGAAUAAAACCUCAUUCAAUUUAGACUUAGAAAUUAGUCAGCUAGUGUUGUGGAAAACCUGAUGUAGUUGAACACGAAAAGUCGACUUCAAGUACUGCCACCUAUGAAGAACUGUUUGGAUAAUUAUAGAUAGGAUUAGAAAAGAUAAUGGAGAAAUGGUGAUAUAGCAAUGGGUCCAAGUGCUGAUCAUCCAAUAGUAAAGGAACUGACUGAAGUUUUCAAAAAGUAUUAUAAUUACUCAGUCGUGAUAUUUAAAGACAAUAAGGAGUUGGAUGAUUAUACUUCUUCAUCCAAAUAUGGGGAUCCGGAUUAUCCCAGGGUUUGUUUUGGUGUAAUGUUCAAUGAAUCCUCAUCAAAUGUCUAUGAUUAUUCACUGAGGUUCAAUUCUAGUGGUAUGAUUAACAAUGAAAUCCCCCCUACGAAUUUUGUUGAUAUUGAUCCUAUUAAAUAUGAGGAUUUGGACAAGGCCAAUGAAUAUUUGGAAUCAGGAUUUUUGACUGUUCAAAACUUUAUAGACAACAUAAUUAUAAGAAGAGAGGUGGCAGCUGAUGCUAAGAUCACCCCAACUUAUUCGUUUAUCCACAGGAGAGAAGGAGUGAUUGACGAUUUUGCUUCUUUCUUGAGAGGAGGCUUCGGUAUCUAUCUAAUAUUGCCACUGAUGAUCAUCUAUUUGAGAAUGACCUAUGGUAUCAUCUACGAGAAGGAGAAGAAGCUUAGAGAAGGGAUGAAGAUGAUGGGUUUGAAUAACACAUCCUUUUAUCUCUCAUGGAUUAUACAGUACUUCAUCAUUUACACCUUGAUUUCAAUAAUAGCAACUAUUCUACUUAAGGGAAUGGUGUUCAAAAACACUGAUGGAUUUGUACUAUUCAUAAACUAUUGGCUAUUUUGUAUGGUUCUCAUAUUCCAAUCGAUGUUUAUAAGUGUGUUUUUCACUCGAGCCUUGUUUGGACUGAUUGUAGCAAUCGUCUGGUACUUGUUGAUGUACAUGGUAAUAAGUUUGGUUGGAAGUGGUUAAAAUCUGGUCCCAGAAGCAACCUAUUGGGGGGCGUCAGUUUCGAGUCACGCGGGUAUGUCAUUCGCAUUUGACGUUAUGAUUCUGUUUGAGGCCCAAGGAAGAGGAGUGUCAAUGUCGACUCUGAAUACAAAGGUGGAAAACUACUCUGUCAAUAUAGCCUUGUCGAUGCACAUUCUAAAUAUCUUCUUUUACUUGUUGAUGUCCAUCUACUUGGAUCUUGUGUUCCCAAAUGAAUGGGGUAAGAAAUUGCAUCCCUUGUUUUGUAUUCCCUAUUUCAACAAGCCACACAGAAGUGAGAACCAAUUAAAUAGGAAGGCAUCCUAGAUUCAUUAAGAGAGAUAUGAGGAAGUUGAAUAAGCAUUGAAAGAUCAAGAAUCCAGAAAGGAAGUUCUACAAAUCUAGAAUCUCACUAAAAUCUAUCCUAGUGGCAAAUAGGCUGUGAGUAAUGUAAAUUUAACAAUGUACAUUGGGUAAAUUUAUGCCUUGUUGGGACAUAAUGGAGCUGGUAAAACCACAACUAUCUCAAUGUUGACUGGUUUAUUAGAUAUCACUGAAGGUUAAGCAACAGUAUUUGGAUACGAUGUUGAAACAUAAAUUGAAGAUAUCAGAUCAUUCAUGGGAGUGUGUCCUCAACAUGAUAUUCUUUUUGAUAAUUUGACAGUCAAAGAACAUUUGGAAAUGUUUGCUACCUUUAAGGGAAUGAAACCUGAAGAUAUCCCAGCUGCUGUUAGAAGAAUGAUUGAAGAUGUUGAUUUAUUAGAAAAAACUGAUUAUCUGAGUAAGAAUUUGUCAGGUGGACAGAAAAGAAGACUGUCAGUUGCUAUGGCCUUUAUUGGUAAUUCCAAGUUAAUCUAUUUGGAUGAACCAACAUCAGGUAUGGACACAAGUGCAAGAAGAUACAUUUGGGAAAUGCUUAAGAAUUAUAAGGAGGACAGAAUUAUAGUGUUAACAACUCAUUUUAUGGAUGAAGCAGAUUUCUUGGGAGACAGAAUUGGUAUCAUGGGUGAAGGAAAAUUGUAAUGUUCAGGCAGUAGUGUAUUUUUGAAGAAUCAAUUUGGAAAUGGAUACAAUUUAACAAUUGUGAAGGAGAGUACAUUGUCAGAUUCAGAACCAAUUAUCGAAUUAAUUUAAAAGAUUUGUCCUGAGUCAAUUUUGAUAUCUAAAGUGUCAGCAGAAAUCUUGUUGUAGUUGCCCCUAUAAGCAAUAUAGAAAUUCCCAUAACUCUUUGCAGAAUUAGAUAAGAAUCUGAAACCCUUACACAUGUAAAGUUAUGGAAUUAGUAUUACCACCUUAGAAGAAGUGUUCUUAAAAGUGGCUUAAAUUGGAGCUGGCCAUAAUCAAGUGAAUGAUUAUAUGGAAAAGGAAGGUUAGAAUCAAGCAGCUAUGCAAAUAGAUGACUUUGAUAUCAACUAAAUCAGAAUUGUAAGUUCUGUCUAAUUGUUCUUCAAUCACACUCUUUCAUUGAUCAUAAAGAGAUCUCGAUAUUUCAAGAGAGACAUUAGAAGUUUGUGUUGUGAAAUCUUGUUGCCUUGCUUGGUUGUGUUGUUAGGUUUGAUUCUUAUGACAAUUGAAUUCAUCACUUAACCAGAAGUUGUCCUAUUGACUCCCCCUUCAGAAUGCUAUUCAACUGACGUAGGUUAUUUGUGGGGAGGCAUCUAAGACAAUACUCUAUUCAACAGUAUGCAGAUGAAAUUGUAUGAUGAAAAAUAACAAGUCUUUGGAGACCCAACAUUGAGUAAUUUAGAGAAAAUAGAUAUGAAUUAUUUUGAAACCUCAGAUUUAAGAUCAGACAUAGGAUGGUAUUAUUUGACAUAAAAUACUAAUAACGAUUUCCAGUAUUACAUGUUUGUCAAUUCUGUUUUCAGAGAAGGUCCAGCUGUAUUGCUUAAUCAAAUGAAUUAAGCCAUCCUCAAAAAAUUGAAGGGAAAUAACUAUGAAAUCAGAGUUACUAAUUCUCCUAUGAGAAGAACAUUUGAAGAAUUGCAGACUUAAAAUACAAUUUCUGGAUUUUUGGCAGCGUUAGUAUUUUCUAUGGGGAUGGCAUUCAUUCCUGCAUCAAUUAUAUCGUAUAUUGUGAAAGAGAGAGAAAUUAAUUUGAAACAUUAAUAAUUGGUUUCUGGUGUGUCUGUCAAAGCAUAUUGGUUUAGUAAUUGGCUAAUGGAUGUUGGAAAACAUAUCGUACCUUCCGUUGUUUGUUGUCUAUUGAUUUUGGCAUUUGACAUUUCAGCUAUGAUAGAUGAUGAAAACUACGGAUUCUCUUGGCUCAUCUUUUUCCUGUAUGGUUGGGCAAUCAUUCCAUUUUGCUAUUUAUUCAGCUUCGUCUUCAGAUAACAAGGUAAUGCUAUGCUUUUGAGUUUCUUCUUGCAUUUAGUUGUUGGAUCUAUCAUCAGUUUAGUAGUUUAUAUCCUAAGAUUGAUUCAAUCCACCAGAGAUAUCGCCAAAGCAUUGUAAUGGAUUUUCAGAUUUAUCCCAUCAUUCUCAUUUGCUUAUGGAAUUGUCAACUCCUGUUCCAAAGCUACUUAUAAAGUUAUUGAGGGCUGGCCUGAAAUGAAAAGCACCUAUGACAUCGAAGUAGGAGGUGCAGAUCUGAUAUUCUUGGCAUUCACUGGUGUCUUAUACAUCAUAUUAGUGUUUAUAGUUGAGUACUUCGAGGACAAUGGUUAAUUGCAAAAGUUGGGAUCAAGUGAAUAGAGCAUUCCCUACAUUCCUAAAACAAUUGAUGAUGAUGUUGCUAAAGAAAAUUAAUUAUGCGAAACCUAUCAACCAAAUGAAAAAGCCAUUCUUGUAAAGAAAUUGAGAAAAGUAUUCAUGUUAGGAGCAGGAAAACACAAAGUUGCAGUUGAUUAAGUCUCCUUUGCUAUUGAUUAAGGAGAAGUCUUUGGUUUGUUGGGAGUCAAUGGUGCUGGUAAAACAACUACUUUCAAAAUCUUAUCAGGUGAAUUAAAGCCAACUUAUGGAGAAGCCUAUAUUGCUGGAAAGAGUGUCAUAGAUGAUUUAGAGGCUGCAAGAGUCAAUAUUGGUUAUUGUCCUUAAUUUGAUGCCUUGUUGGAAAAUCUUACAGUGAGAGAACAUAUUGAAUUAUUCUCUGAUAUCAAAGGAAUCCCUUAUUUCAAAAAAGAGGAUUUAGUUGAAAAAAAACUAAGUGAAAUGGAUCUAAAGAGAUUUGAAAAUAUAUAAGCUGGUUAACUCUCUGGAGGAAAUAGAAGAAAAUUGUCUGUUGCUAUUGCUAUGAUUGGAAAUCCACCAAUUGUCUUUUUAGAUGAACCAUCAACUGGUAUGGAUCCAGAAGCUAGAAGAUUCAUGUGGAAUGUCAUAUCAAGAAUUGCCACUCAGAGAAAAUAGAGUACCAUCAUUCUUACUACCCAUUCUAUGGAAGAAGCUGAAGCAUUAUCCACUAAAAUUGCUAUUCAAGUCAAUGGAAAUCUCAGAUGCUUGGGAUCAGUACAACAUAUCAAGAAUAAAUUUGGAAAGGGAUACGAAAUCGAAGUCAAAUUAGAAAAACCCACUACCAACGAAAUCAAUGGAUUGAUAUCCUAAAUGUAACUACCUCUAGGUUCUCGUCUUGACUAAUAAAAAACUAUCGAAAUUCUAAGAUCAUUAGGAUAAACACCUUUAGAACAGGAGAUCAAUAUGAGAGGUUCGGGAUCCCAUAUUUAUAAUGAUUUAAGAAAACCAAAUGGUCUGGCAAUUGAAACCUUAGCAGAAUUCAUCAUUGUAGAAGGAAUGGGUCGAGUUCUCAUGGAUUUCAUUCUAAAGUCCUAUGGACAAUUUGAAAUUAUCGAACACUUUUAGACAUUUUAUAGAUUCCGACUUAUGGGACAAGUAACUGUUGGUGGAUUGUUCGAUGGCUUUGAAAAAAAUAAAAAAGUAUUAAGAAUUUCCCAGUAUUCCAUUAAGUAAGCUUCAAUAGAGCAGAUUUUCAAUAACUUUGCUCAAUAAGAUCACAUUGAAAACUAAGGAUAAAUACAAAAUCAAUAAGCCGUCCAUAUUUAAAUUCCUCCUAAUCAAUAGGAGAUGUAGAACCUACAAAAAUGA